Pogoniulus pusillus (Red-fronted tinkerbird) is the source of this 929-nucleotide messenger RNA. It is a transcript of the gene CHMP6, whose product is annotated as charged multivesicular body protein 6. Gene Ontology annotation, biological process: late endosome to vacuole transport via multivesicular body sorting pathway; vesicle budding from membrane. The transcript has 8 exons. The coding region runs from base 43 to 645 and encodes 200 amino acids. The record is from RefSeq and is a predicted model, not a curated record. Lineage: Eukaryota; Metazoa; Chordata; Aves; Piciformes; Lybiidae. Gene Ontology annotation, cellular component: ESCRT III complex; multivesicular body.
GGCCGCGCCGCCGGGGCAGGAGCGGCGGCAGGCGGCGGGGCCAUGGGGAACCUGUUCGGGAGGAAGCGGCGGAGCCGCGUCACCGAGCAGGACAAGGCGGUGCUGCAACUGAAGCAGCAGCGGGACAAGCUGAAGCAGUACCAGAAGCGGAUCAGCCAGAACCUGGAGCGGGAGCGAGCCCUGGCCAGGCAGCUGCUGAAGGAGGGCAAAAAGGAAAAAGCUAUGCUCUUGCUAAAGAAGAAACGCUACCAAGAGCAGCUUCUAGACAAAACAGAAAACCAAAUCAGCAACCUGGAGAGGAUGGUCCAGGAUAUUGAAUUCACUCAGAUUGAAAUGAAGGUCAUUGAGGGUCUGAAAAUAGGCAAUGAAUGUCUGAACAAAAUGCACCAGGUUAUGUCAAUAGAGGAAGUAGAAAGAAUAAUAGGGGAAACUCAGGAUGCUGUGGAGUACCAGAGGCAAAUAGAUGAGCUGCUGGCUGGCAACCUGACUGAGGAAGAUGAAGAUGCCAUUCUAGAAGAAUUAAACACUAUUACUCAGGAGCAGAUGGAGCUUCCAGAAGUUCCUUCAGAGCCACUUCCAGAGAAGAUCCCAGAAGCAUCACCUGUCAAGAACAGGCCAAAAGCAGAGCUGGUGGCAGCAUCCUAACUCCCACUGCUGGGGAUUCCCCCCGACUUAACUUGCACCCAGGACAGUUUGCCAUCCCAGCGUGUGCUGGGAACAAACAAUGCCUCGGCAGCAUCCCAGCUGUGCUGGGCAGAUGAUGGAGCAGGAUUCCCCCUGCCGGGUGGGGAACCCUCAGCAGGUUUUUUUUGCUCUUGUAUCAAGAUUAUUUUCUAGUGCUUUCCUUUCCUGUUUUUUGGGUAACUUAAAUUCUGAACUCACUCAGCUGCGCUGUCUCGGGAUUAAACAACAGCUCUCCAACUUCCAAA